UGCCACACCCCAUGCGGGCCAUGCGCGCCAUGCGCGCCGCUCGCCGUGCGGCGACGUUGGCGUUGAUGGCCGGCGGCGCUUGCGGUGCCUUUGGGUCAAUGGCGUCCGAUCCGGCGAUGGCGCGCUGGCGCCAGGUACGCUUCCGCGCUCUGCAGGAGGUGGACCUAGAGAUAGGUCACGCGCAUUCCGUCGUCCUGGUGGGCCGGUCCGGCGCCGGCAAAAGCACGCUACUUCAGCUGCUGGCAGACGGCGUGCCGGAGUCCGCGGCCCAGUUCGAGAUGGACUCCGGCUUGCAGCGACCGUUGGCGGUGCUUGACGCCUACGGAGUUCGAGCAGACGCAGCCCAGCCAGGGGCUCCUGUGACGGACCAAGAGCUGAAGCAGCUGCGGGACGCCUGGGGCGUUGGGAGCUCCUCACCAAGGUCGGCUAAGUCAGUGCGCUGGAAGACCCUCUGCCUUCGACAGCUGCAGCUGGCAAGGCCGAACCGAACGGAGUUACCAGUGUGAGGGCUCACUCCUAGACGCCA
Effrenium voratum is the source of this 526-nucleotide messenger RNA. Lineage: Eukaryota; Dinophyceae; Suessiales; Symbiodiniaceae. The record is from the annotation of a GenBank genome assembly.